GUUUUAAUCCGCUCCCUGUGCUCUUUAGCCACCGCUGAACAUCUUUCACUUGCUGUUGCUUCCACGGGAAACAUAGCCAAAACAAAAGAUCAACUUUCUCUCACAUUUUCCCACUUUCCAAGCACUGUUAGAAUCCCAGUACUUCACUUUAACUGGCAUCCCCGCCUCGCCAAAUGGAGCUCCGACCCUUGGGAAACACGGGCCUCCGUCUCAGCUCCGUCGGCUUCGGAGCCUCACCGCUUGGCAGCGUUUUUGGACCCGUCUCUGAAACCGACGCCAUUUCCUCCGUUCGUGAAGCCUUUCGCCUAGGCAUCAACUUCUUUGACACCUCUCCGUAUUAUGGAGGGACAUUGUCAGAAAAGAUGCUUGGAAAGGCACUCAAAGCUCUGAAUGUUCCCAGAAACGAAUAUAUUGUGUCAACAAAGUGUGGGCGGUAUAUUCAAGGUUUUGACUUUAGUGCUGAGAGAGUGACUAAGAGCAUUGAUGAGAGUUUGGCGAGGUUGCAGCUGGAUUACGUUGAUAUACUACAGUGUCAUGACAUUGAAUUUGGGUCUCUUGAUCAGAUAGUGAAUGAGACCGUUCCCACUCUUCAGAAACUGAAGGAAGCUGGGAAAAUUCGUUUCAUUGGUAUUACUGGACUUCCCUUAGAAAUUUUUACAUAUGUGCUCGAUCGGGUACCACCUGGCUCAGUUGAUGUGAUUCUUUCGUACUGCCACUAUUGUAUUAAUGAUUCAACAUUGGAGGAUUUACUGCUGAAGAGAAAGGGGGUCGGUAUUAUUAAUGCUUCCCCUCUUGCAAUGGGGCUUCUUACUGAUAAUGGUCCUCCAGAAUGGCACCCAGCCUCACCUGAACUCAAGUCUGCAUGCAAAGCUGCUGCUGCAUAUUGUAAAGAGAAGGGAAAGAAUAUAUCAAAGUUAGCCAUGCAAUACAGCUUGUCAAAUCAGGAUAUUUCAACAGUGCUGGUUGGCAUGAACUCUGUGAAACAGGUGGAGGAGAAUGUUGCUGCCUCUGCAGAAGUAGCACUUUCCGGUAUGGAUCAGGAAACUCUUGCAGGGGUUGAAGCAAUCCUAAAACCAGUGAAGAAUCAAACAUGGCCUAUUGGAAUACAGAAGAGGUGACAUUUUUGCUCUGCAACCAUUUGCACCUUUUGCUUAGGCGUAGCCAUCCCAAAUACUACAAAUGGGAGGGCUGAGAAGACUUUUCUAAAUUCUUAUAAUAUAUAGGAGAAUCCUUAUGAGGAUGAAUGCAAGUUUCUUCUAGUAUUUUAGGCAUAUUAUCUUAUGAGAUGAGGCAAAUUCCCCAUGGAAUAAGGACUUGUAUUUGAUAUUUUCUGUUCUGACAUCUGUAAUAUUAUCAACUUAACAUCAUGGUAUGCCAUGUAAUCUAUUUAGUUAACUAAUAAGCCAUGGACAAA
Messenger RNA from Mangifera indica (mango), 1414 nucleotides. RefSeq names its product L-galactose dehydrogenase-like. Gene Ontology annotation, cellular component: cytosol. Gene Ontology annotation, molecular function: L-galactose dehydrogenase activity. Gene Ontology annotation, biological process: L-ascorbic acid biosynthetic process. Lineage: Eukaryota; Viridiplantae; Streptophyta; Magnoliopsida; Sapindales; Anacardiaceae. The record is from RefSeq and is a predicted model, not a curated record.